Molecule: messenger RNA, 1698 nt
Organism: Capsicum annuum
Lineage: Eukaryota; Viridiplantae; Streptophyta; Magnoliopsida; Solanales; Solanaceae
Product: receptor kinase-like protein Xa21
Exons: 4
Coding region: 1-1698 (565 amino acids)
Molecular function (GO): protein binding
Source: RefSeq, a predicted model, not a curated record
AUGGAGAAACUUGUUACUUUCACCUCUUUUCUCUUGUUGCUUAAGUACUAUGUUAUAAGUAGUUCAGCCAUGACUCAACUUAACAUCUCCACAGAUCAAUUAGCUCUUCUUUCCCUGAAAUCUCAAAUCAUUUCGGACCCCAGUCAUUACUUGGAUCAAAGUUGGUCUCCAGCUACGUAUGUUUGUCAUUGGGUUGGAGUCACUUGUGAUUCUCGUCACCAGAGAGUGAGAUUCUUGAAUCUUUCCAACAUGGCUCUUACGGGCGUAAUACCGCGUGAACUUGGAAACCUCACAUUUCUUGUUUCUAUUGACUUUGGAAGCAACAAUUUCCAUGGAAAUUUGCCUCAAGAUACGACACGCUUGCAUCGACUUAAGGUUCUUGAUUUAAGUUUCAACAGUUUCAGCGGGGAGGUUCCCUCUUGGUUUGGGUUUUUACACCAACUUCAAGUACUAAACUUUGGAAAUAAUAGUUUCACUGGUUCCAUCCCUUCUUCAUUUUCUAAUGUUUCCACACUUGAGACUUUGAAUCUAAAUUUCAAUUCCAUAGAGGGACAAAUACCAAAACUGAUCGGAAGUCCUGUAAACCUUAAAGUAUUAAAUUUGAAGGGUAACAAACUCGUAGGCUUUAUUCCUACGUCACUCUCAAAUGCCUCAAGGUUGGAGACUUUGGAGAUAUCUUAUAAUUCACUUCAAGGAAACAUUCCAGAAGGGUUCGGCAAUCUUCACAGCAUGAAAGUGCUAUCCAUACAAGAGAAUCAACUUACGGGUUCUAUACCAUUCACAAUUUUCAAUAUUUCAAGAAUUGAAGUCAUUGCAUUAUCAAACAAUAGCUUUUCAGGAUAUCUUCCCAAUGGUUUAUGCAAUGGUCUUCCAAAACUCAAACGGCUUUAUCUGUCUUAUAACAAGCUUCAUGGUCAUAUGCCUACAAGCUUGUCAAAUUGGAUAAUUCCACAAGAAAUUGGAAAUCUUGUUAAUUUGAUGGAGUUAUGGAUGGAGAGCAACCAGAUGACCGGCUCAGUCCCAAUCUCCAUAUUCAAUAUUUCAUUGCUGCAAGUUUUGUCACUGGCGGGGAACAAUCUUAAUGGAUUCGUACCAUGUAAAAUUGGCAACUUAACGAAGAUGCAAUUUUUGUAUCUUGAACAAAAUAGGUUUACCGGUGGAAUACCCAAAGAGAUGAGCAAUCUCAUAGAGUUGGAAGAACUUCUGCUUGAUUUUAAUAAUUUUAGUGGUCUACUUACAAUGGAGAUCUUCAACAUAUCAGGGCUGAGAGUAAUUGAUCUUUCAUUCAACAAUCUAUCAGGAAACCUUCCAUCAAACUUAGGUUCUCUAUUACCCAACAUUGAAGAGCUUUAUCUCUUGGCUGGAUCGAUUCCAACAACAAUUGGCAACUUGAGAAACCUUCAGCGCUUCAACUUGAGUAACAACAAACUUACAGGAUUUAUUGGUGAUCAUAUAUGUAAAUUGCAGCAUUUGGGUGAUAUUUACUUGGGUCAAAAUCAACUUUCAGGAUCUCUUCCUAAUUGUUUACGGAAUAUUACUUCCCUUAGGGAGAUACAUCUGAUUUCCAAUAAAUUGAGUUCCAAUAUACCACCAAGCUUAGGAAACCUUCAAGAUCUAGUGGUUCUUGACUUAUCGUCAAACAACAUGGUAGGUUCUUUACCUCCAGAAAUUGGAAAUCUAAAGGUUACGACACUAUAG